UCAGGACCGGCCACAGUCCAGGGCGAAAACACACGAAGCGCGACUGCUGGAGCGAUACUGUCAGUCUGAGCUCCCCCAGAGAAUACCUCCUCAUGGCGAAGGAAGCAGCUCCAAAAGCUAAUAAAUUUCCCUCCUCUUCAGCCUCCUUCGCCUCUGUCUCCGCCGGGACCACCACUACGGCCACCGACGAGCCCUCCAAUCAGAAAAUGGUGUUGAGGGUUAGGUCAAAUGCGAGAAAGUGGUCGGUAAGCCUGAGUGAGAAAGAAGAGGAACACAAAACCACUAAGAAACGCAAAACCACGCAGAAGAAGAAAAUUGACAAGUUUGAUGCCAAAAAGCCCAAGAAACCUCCUACUGCUUUCUUCUAUUUCUUGGAAGAUUUUCGCAAGGAAUUUCAAGAGCAAAAUCCAGGUGUAAAGUCUAUGCGUGAUAUUGGCAAGGCAUGUGGAGAGAAGUGGAAAAUAAUGACAUAUGAGGAAAAGGUUCAAUAUUACGAUAUAGCCACAGUGAAGCGAGCAGAGUUCGAUAGAGCCAUGGCAGAUUAUGUCAAAAGACAGGAAAUUGGGGACUACGAAGAAGAGGGUGACUCGGACUCAGAGUGGGAUGAGUAAAGCUCUCAAAUUCUUGGGAGUUCAAUGUGUAGGAAAUUGUAUAUUAACAUAGGGAACUGAUUUGGUGUUUUUACAAGGAAAAUGUUGUUAGGAUGGGUCUUUUGGUAUCAGAUAUAUUGAAUUGGAUUUUGAUGUGAUAUAAUCAUCUUUGCGCAUUAAUGUUCUUGUUUCUGUUAUGAUCU
Molecule: messenger RNA, 793 nt
Organism: Tripterygium wilfordii
Lineage: Eukaryota; Viridiplantae; Streptophyta; Magnoliopsida; Celastrales; Celastraceae
Product: high mobility group B protein 14-like
Exons: 6
Coding region: 93-611 (172 amino acids)
Source: RefSeq, a predicted model, not a curated record